GCAUUGAAACUCAUCGAGUUCUCCUUAGUGUUUGGGCAGAGGCUGCGGAACUGCCAGCCCGAGGGACAGGGGCAGUUUGUCGAGGAGUUCUGCGAUGGCUCAGCUGCGAGCACAGCUGUGGGCGAGACACAGUACAGGAAGAGACUAACUGGAAAUGUUUUCUCUCUUGUCAGUGGGAGUCGAUCUUCAAAAACAUUCAAACCCAAGAAGAAUAUACCCGAAGGCUCCCAUCAGUACGAACUCCUGAAGCAUGCGGAAGCGACUCUGGGGAGCGGUAACCUCAGACAAGCAGUGAUGUUGCCGGAGGGAGAGGACCUGAACGAGUGGAUCGCGGUUAACACUGUGGAUUUCUUCAACCAAAUCAACAUGCUCUACGGGACCAUCACGGAGUUCUGCACGGAGGCGAGCUGUCCGGUCAUGUCUGCAGGACCAAGGUACGAGUACCACUGGGCAGACGGCACCAAUAUCAAGAAGCCGAUUAAGUGCUCGGCUCCCAAAUACAUCGAUUACCUGAUGACGUGGGUGCAGGACCAGCUGGACGACGAAACGCUUUUCCCUUCAAAGAUCGGCGUCCCUUUUCCCAAGAACUUCAUGUCGGUGGCCAAGACGAUCCUGAAGCGGCUGUUCCGCGUGUAUGCCCACAUCUACCACCAGCACUUUGACUCCGUCAUGCGGCUGCAGGAGGAGGCCCACCUCAACACCUCCUUCAAGCACUUUAUCUUCUUCGUGCAGGAAUUCAACCUGAUCGACAGGCGGGAGCUGGCUCCACUGCAGGAACUGAUCGAGAAGCUGGGCUCCAAGGACAGAUAAACUUUCCCUGGAAGGAC
Messenger RNA from Pterocles gutturalis (yellow-throated sandgrouse), 827 nucleotides. Its product is annotated as MOB kinase activator 1A. Lineage: Eukaryota; Metazoa; Chordata; Aves; Pterocliformes; Pteroclidae. Gene Ontology annotation, molecular function: protein kinase activator activity. The transcript is spliced from 6 exons. The record is from RefSeq and is a predicted model, not a curated record. The annotation marks the transcript as partial. Gene Ontology annotation, biological process: hippo signaling; positive regulation of protein phosphorylation. Gene Ontology annotation, cellular component: cytoplasm; nucleus.